Molecule: messenger RNA, 300 nt
Organism: Staurois parvus
Lineage: Eukaryota; Metazoa; Chordata; Amphibia; Anura; Ranidae
Source: the annotation of a GenBank genome assembly
GAGUCGUCUGGCAAGACUGCGGGCACCGAGUCGUCUGGCAAGACUGCGGGCACCGAGUCGUCUGGCGGAACAGCGGGCACCGAGUCGUCUGGCAAGACUGCGGGCACCGAGUCGUCUGGCAAGACUGCGGGCACCGAGUCGUCUGGCAAGACUGCGGGCACCGAGUCGUCUGGCAAGACUGCGGGCACCGAGUCGUCUGGCAAGACUGCGGGCACUGAGUCGUCUGGCAAGACUGCGGGCACCGAGUCGUCUGGCAAGACAGUGGGCACCGGGUCAUCAGGUAUGACAGCGGGCACUGGG